This is a messenger RNA of Zeugodacus cucurbitae (melon fly), 2262 nucleotides long. RefSeq lists its product as uncharacterized. NCBI's taxonomy places the organism in Eukaryota, Metazoa, Arthropoda, Insecta, Diptera, Tephritidae. The transcript has a single exon. The record is from RefSeq and is a predicted model, not a curated record. The coding region runs from base 554 to 1936 and encodes 460 amino acids.
AACACCGCAGUUACUUUUAAAAAUUUCCUAUAGGAUACACUUUGUUUUGAUAGCUUAGUCGAAGAUAGCAAAAAAAGCAGCUUUUAAACAUGUUGUAACUCAACACAAAAAUAUUUGUAAGAAUAAUUUCACUUUUAUAACAUACGUCUCAGCUGGCCCAGACACAAAACAGGUAGAACCAGCGGCUGUCCGGUAGUGCCCAGUUAAAGACCAGCAGUUGCGGCCAUAAAGUAUCAGAACUCGAAGCGGUAAGGGCAGUGAAGACGCUUAAAAUACACGCAGACGCGCAUAUUAGCAUACAUUUUGAACGCGGUGGCAAAAGCGGCAAGCGAACAUUUAAAAUUCAGUCCAAUUUCGGCGGCGAACCGCAAAAGUAACUGUAGAAGGCGGCAGCAAGCAAACAGUUAGACGCCUAACUGAAACAAAUUGAAGUGUUAAAGAGUCUCGGAAAAGUUGAGCUGAGUUAAGUGCGCUUCAGCAAAUUGGCACAAAAAACUUUUCAAAUAAUUCGACAAAGUUUGCUGUGAACUUGAGUGUGGUCGAGUACUUAAGGAUGUCGUUGAAGGAUUUCAUAAUUCUGCUGUGUAUUUUGGCUUUCAGUUGGGCGCAAGCGACGGGGGGUGCGGCAAAUUUACAUGAUUCACUAGUUCAGAUGACCGAGUGUGGCAUUGCUGUCUCAGUGAGGAAUUUAAGUAAUAUUCACGAAAAUAAGUUACUAGAAGAAGCUAACCGGAACAGUACAGAGAGCGUAAGUGAAGAAGCUCCAAUUUUGCGGACUUUAAGCACGGAGUUUAGUGGUAGUGGAACCAGUAAUUCCACUGAGAGUGAAAUAUUGUCGGGGUGCGCACGAAAACUGCCCAACUUGGGCAUCAUGUCAAAGCGUCCGGCCACGCUUUUCGCGCCCGAGUCGAAACCCUUCAAUAUACUCAGUCAACUGCAGCUGGAUGAAAUACGCGACGCUCAGGAGCAGCUACUGCUCAAUCCGGGACGUUUGAAGGCGGCUAAGAAAAAGAAAAAGAAGAAGAAGAAGAAGAAGAAGAAAAAGAGAAAAAAUAAAAAUAAAAAGAAACCGAUUGGUGAGGAGGCCACUAUCUUCUACACACAACUCACCACGAAACGACCUCAUUAUUAUCAUGUUGUAACGACCACCAAGGUGCCGAAGAAAAUCAAGUACAUUGUACGCAAAAAGAACACAUUGAAAAAGAAGAAGAAAGAAUAUCUCAAUCACUUGAAGCAUGUACUCUACCCGUUCAUCAAGUUUAUCGCCUUCUUUACGGUACUCAAUCCAUUCACCUUGAAAGUUUUCCUCUUUGCGCUCAUUUCGCCAGUUGUGUUUGGAUUUCUAGGUUUUAUGGCGCUUAGCUUUAUGGUAAAACCAGCACUUCACCUACUUUUCGAUGUCAGAAAGCGUGUGGACAUCAUCAAGCAGAAGAAAUGGCGUGAGAAGAAGCGACGCGAACGUUGGCGUCACGGCCGUCGGCCGAUCACUAUACACAAACACUACUAUAAGAAUGUGGUUGUGCCGCCUCCACAUAAACCCAAGUCGCCACCGCAUAUAUUAUCGCACCCACCACCGCCGAGUUGGCCCGAGUGGGUGCGUUCGGAUAAAAUUAACUUCAAACCAAAACCGCAGCUUCACAGUCCACCGCGGGAGAUCCUACGGCAUGAACAUCGCGAACGUUUUCGACCAACGAAAUUGCGCUUCAAUCCCAUAUUGCCGGAGGUUGAGGACGAAAUUGAGGAUUGGCCCUAUGGACCAACGCCAUUCGGUGGAAGACCACCACCGAAAUUGGAACACGAAACAUUCCAGUUUAAGCGCCCACGUCCGAAGUUGCGACAUAGCAAUCACUUUAUUCCGUCACGUUACGAAAAUACACAGAGCGCUCCACUUUCGCAAAGCAUUUCAGGAGAGUUUGAGGAUGCACCAUUUUUGUAGGUUUUAAGUUAUAGUGAUAAGCAUGUGAAAUAUACAAUAUGUAAAUAAGAAACAAUAAAUAAAGACUGUUCAACUAGAAUUAUUUGCGAUGUCUGUAAUCACAACAAUACAAUCUUAGGGCUCCCCAAAGUCAAGAGAUAUAUAAUGCAAUGCCAAAUUUGUAGAAAAGAAUUGCAAAACGCCAUCCUUAAAAAUAUAUUUGCAUUCUUUUGUCAUUAAACAUUUCUCAAUAAAAAUCUGCGCCGAAUUAAAAUUAAAUUAAAAUUUUACCGUUAUUUCCCAAUGAUUACAUUAAGCGCUUGAAGCGAUUACUAAAGCGAUCCUUG